This is a messenger RNA of Adineta ricciae, 1065 nucleotides long. The record is from the annotation of a GenBank genome assembly. Lineage: Eukaryota; Metazoa; Rotifera; Eurotatoria; Adinetida; Adinetidae.
AUGGGAGUGAAAUCGAAUGUAGUUAACAUCUUAUUUUUCUCGAUUCUUAUCGAUUUUUUGGAAUUUACUAUUAUUUUACCAUUAUUACCGAAAAUUUUAACUUAUUAUGGUAGUGAAACAAAUUCUCAACAAGAUACAUUGUACGAACGAACGAUUUCAUUUGUUCAAUUUGUCCGUGAUCUGACUGGUGCACCAAAUGAUGCGAAAUGGAAUUCGGUUUUAUUCGGCGGUCUCGUUGGUUCACUAUUCUCUCUCCUUCAAUUCUUCUCUUCAACAUUAUGUGGCAUCGCAUCGGAUCGCUAUGGCCGAAAACCUGUUCUUCUUCUUUCCAUGAUCGGCAUCUCAUUUUCCUAUGGUCUGUGGUGUGUCUCAUACAAUUUAACUAUUUUUAUGUUUGCACGUCUUGUGAGCGGAUUAUCAAAAGCGAAUGUUGCCAUUACGCUAGCAAUUGUAUCAGAUACAACAAAUGAAAAAGAACGAAAUCAUGCGAUGGCUUGGAUUGGUGUAGCAUUUUCUCUUGGUUUUAUCUUUGGACCUUUGUUUGGUGCGCUUUGCAGCCAAUUUGGCAUUACUUAUUGGUCAACAUCAUCAGUUAGCUUUUUUAUCUUUCCCGCAUGUGUCUCACUGAUUUUAUCAUUGAUCAAUAUCGGAUUUAUCUAUCGAUAUUGUCCAGAAACAUUACCUAUUGCAAAACGAAAUGAAACAAAAACGACGAUCAAAGAUGUUUAUAAUGCCAUAAUACCAUGGCGUUUGUUUCAAUUUUGUGCUAUCCGAAAAGCCAAAUUCAAUCAUGAUAUUGUGAUCUUACGUCAACUUGGUUUGGCGAGUUUUUUUUACAUGAUCAUAUUCGCUGGUUUAGAGUUUACCAUUACUUUCCUCGUUUAUAAUCGCUUCAACUGGGACAGUAUGCAACAAGGAAAGAUGUUCUUUCUUAUGGGUUUAUGUAUGGCUUUGGUACAAGGUGGUUACGUACGACGAAUUCCACACGGGAAAGAAAUCACAGCAGCAAUGACUGUAAGUAGCCGAAAUCAGACGCGUUUAGUGCCGAUAAAAGGUCUUACCUAG